CCCGCCCCACGGCCCUAGGGUUCCUGCUCUGCGGAGUAAUGGCUGCCUCCAAGACCCGGGGGGCUGCUACCCGAGGGGAGGAGGACGGUGAUGACGGUCUUGAGGGUACCGGAGGUGUCAGUUAUGACGACAGUAGGGAUUGUAUCCUGGAGCCGCUUUCCCUGCCAGAAAGUCCAGGUGGCACCACCACUUUAGAAGGUUCUCCAUCUGUGCCUUGUAUUUUUUGUGAAGAACAUUUUCCUAUGACUGAACAGGACACACUUCUGAAGCACAUGAUUAUUGAACAUAAGAUUGUUAUAGCUGAUGUCAAGUUGGUUGCUGAUUUCCAAAGGUACAUUUUAUAUUGGAGGAAAAGGUUCACUGAACAGCCCAUUACCGAUUUUUGUAGUGUGAUAAGAAUUAAUUCCACAGCUCCUGUUGAAGAGCAAGACAAUUAUUUUUUGUUAUGUGAUGUUUUACCGGAAGAUAGAGUACUUAGAGAAGAGCUUCAGAAACAGAGACUGAAAGAAAUUCUGGAACAACAGCAAAAAGAAAGAGAUGAUAACAAUUUUCAUGGCAUCUGUAUGUUUUGCAAUGAGGAAUUCCUCGGAAACAGGUCAGUUCUUUUGAACCAUAUGGCCAGAGACCAUGCUUUCAACAUUGGGUUGCCAGACAACAUUGUAAACUGCAAUGAAUUUCUAUGUACAUUACAGAAAAGACUUGACAACUUGCAGUGCUUAUACUGUGAGAAGACCUUUCGGGACAAAAAUACACUUAAGGAUCACAUGAGAAAAAAACAGCAUCGUCGGAUCAACCCUAAGAACAGAGACUAUGACCGAUUUUAUGUCAUCAAUUACUUGGAACUUGGAAAAUCCUGGGAAGAAAUUCAAUUGGAAGAUGAUCGGGAGUUGCUCGAUCAGCAGGAAGAUGACUGGUCUGAUUGGGAAGAACACCCUGUCUCUGCUGUCUGCCUUUUUUGUGAAAAGCAAGAAGAAACAAUGGAGAAAUUAUGUGUGCACAUGGAGGAUGCACACGAAUUUGAUCUCCUCAAAAUAAAGUCAGAACUUGAAUUAAAUUUCUAUCAGCAAGUAAAGCUGGUCAAUUUCAUUCGAAGGCAGAUUCACCAAUGUAGAUGUUAUGGCUGCCAUGUGAAGUUCAAAUCCAAAAGAGACUUAAGGAUUCACAUGGAAGAAGCCAAACAUACAUCGCUGCUUCCUGAAAGACAAACUUGGGAUCAGCCACAGUAUUAUUUUCCAACCUAUGAAAAUGACACUCUCCUGUGUACCCUGUCUGAUAGUGAAAGUGAUCUGACAGCACAGGAACAAAAUGGAAAUAUUGCCAUCAUCAGUGAAGACACAUCUAAACUGUGUGCUUUGAAACAAAGCAGUAUUUUGAAUCGGUUGCUUCUACAUGAGCGCUUAAAAAACUAGAAGGAACUGACACAGAACCAACUUUCCUCGCUUUUCUCCUCUAAGGCAGACAUGAAGUAUAGUUUAAAUCUGAACAUCAGCAAAGUCCUUGGUGCAGUGAACUUUUUCAAAAAAUGAAUGUUAUUUUCAAAAAAUUAAGUAGAAAAAUAAAAUGUGACUUUUUGUAUUUUGACUCUAAAGUUUUAUUAUGAAAUCAUUGUACUUGAGCUCUUUUCAUUAUAUUCAUAAUUAUCUGUAAUAAGGACAAUGCUCAAAUCACAAGAAAUGAAAUGUUCAAAUCAUUCAGAAACCUAAUUUUAUCCAGUGGUUUCAGUCUCUUCCUACAUACUUUUCCAUCUAACAAAUCACAGAAUUUGACCUAUGAGUGCCUUCUCUAGUACAUGGUAAGCUAUGUAUGUAAUGACCAAAAGUGGAACCACGGAAGAGAGGAAAAAUUAUUUGAGACCUAUAUAAUGCACAGAUUCAACCCCAUUUCAGAGUAAUCAAGAUUGACUGUAUUCUCACGACUGCCUGGAAUUAGCAAACUCCCUGGAAAUAGACAUCAGGCCAUAUAACUUUAUUUCUUCUACAAUGUAUUUAUCACUAAUACAUAAGCAUCCUUUUUAAAAAACAUAACCUCAAUACCAUUAUGACACCUAACAAAAUUAACAAUAACUUCUUAAUAUCCUAUGUUUUCAUUCUUCCUUAGUUGUCCCCAAAAAUGUCUUUUUUGUAAUUUUUAUUGGCUGUAAGACAAGUAUUGUAUGCCUCCUGAUAAGACAUAAUAAGGAGGACAAAAUAAUCACUUUUAGUAAUGUAUACAACUUGUAUAAUGUGAAUAUAAUGAAGAAAUAUCAUUCAUACCCAAACUGAG
This is a messenger RNA of Talpa occidentalis (Iberian mole), 2262 nucleotides long. RefSeq names its product zinc finger protein 277 (gene ZNF277). NCBI's taxonomy places the organism in Eukaryota, Metazoa, Chordata, Mammalia, Eulipotyphla, Talpidae. The transcript has 12 exons. Bases 39 to 1409 code for a protein of 456 amino acids. The record is from RefSeq and is a predicted model, not a curated record.